Molecule: messenger RNA, 3430 nt
Organism: Candoia aspera
Lineage: Eukaryota; Metazoa; Chordata; Lepidosauria; Squamata; Candoiidae
Gene: B3GALT1
Product: beta-1,3-galactosyltransferase 1
Exons: 7
Coding region: 876-1868 (330 amino acids)
Cellular component (GO): Golgi membrane
Molecular function (GO): N-acetyl-beta-D-glucosaminide beta-(1,3)-galactosyltransferase activity
Source: RefSeq, a predicted model, not a curated record
CAGGAAUUAAGUUUCUUGUGGUUGACAGUGAGUUAAGCGGCUUGGGAGCUGAGGGAAUAUCAACACGCCCAAAACCAUUGUGCAGCCUUUAAGGACAUAUGACCUGCAAAAGCCUCACUUUCUUAAACACUUGCAGAUUCAAUUAAUUCAUAACUUAAGAGAGAUAUUCUGAACAGCAGGAAAGAACAAAGACACUCGAUACAACAAGAUACUGAAGCACAUUGGAUGCUACAGCACACAGAGUGAGCAACAUGCAACCAAACCCACUUUGGUAUUAAAUUAGAAAUGCUCAAGGAUGGCAGACAUUGAAGAACUACUGGCGUUAUGGAUGCAGCAAAGCCACAGCAUGACAUCCGAAAUUUAAACAGAAGCAACCUGAGGUUAGGUGGGGCCCUUCUUAAGCCAUCAAGGGAAAGGAAGGGAGAGCAAACCAUGUAAGGAACCUUGCUGCAGCCAUCCUUUCAUCCCCUGUCAGGAGUUCAGAGAUGUCAUCUUUUGAAACAAGCAUUGACGUGGUAAUUUGUAAUCCUUCAGGAUUAAGACCACGUACUUCUGAACAAAAGGCUCUGCUGGAGAUCAUCACUUAAUCUGUGGUUGAGUCCAUAUUGCGGAUCUGUGAAGAAACUUGGCCUGAUCCUGCCGUUGGUAUGAAAUAACACCUCACCCCAGGAAAUGGAAGCUACCUUUAGACUGGAGCAAGAAAACAAAUCCCUCUUAAAACCUUUCCAUGGAUUUCCAUGAGCAAGUGCCAUGCUGCUCUUAUGUGUCAAAAUUUUAAGAUCUGAAAAAUAACAUGCUGCCUUUGUGGGAUCAAGAGAAACAAGUGGUGAGAAGACAAUUGGUUCAUUCUGUUGAUUAGAAGAGCUUCAGGAACAAUGCCUUCAAAAGUCUCGUGUUUGUAUGUCCUGACAGUUGUGUGUUGGGCAAGUGCUUUGUGGUACUUAAGCAUAACACGUCCCACUUCCUCCUACACUUCAUCUUACACUGUUCACAAAACUUAUGACAGCAUCUCAAUGGCUCGAAAAAAUGUUUCCUUUGGGAACAUAAGGACUCGACCAAUAAACCCUCAUUCAUUUGAUUUUCUCAUAAAUGAGCCAGAGAAGUGUGAGAAAAAUGCCCCCUUUUUGGUUAUUCUAAUCAGCACAACACACAAAGAGUUUGAUGCUAGGCAAGCCAUCCGAGAGACAUGGGGAGAUGAGAACAACUUCAAAGGCAUUAAGAUUUCCACUCUUUUUCUUCUGGGGAAAAACACAGACUCUGUGUUAAACCAGAUGGUUGAGCAAGAAAGUCAAAUUUUUCAUGACAUCAUUGUAGAAGAUUUCAUUGACUCAUAUCAUAACCUGACCCUGAAAACGUUAAUGGGAAUGAAGUGGGUGGCCACAUUUUGUUCAAAAGCCAAGUACGUCAUGAAAACAGACAGUGACAUUUUUGUAAAUAUGGACAACCUUAUUUACAAGUUGCUAAAACCUAACACCAAACCAAGACGAAGGUAUUUUACUGGCUAUGUCAUCAACGGAGGCCCCAUCAGGGACGUCCGUAGCAAAUGGUAUAUGCCUAGGGACUUGUAUCCUGACAGCAACUAUCCACCAUUUUGCUCAGGCACGGGCUAUAUUUUUUCUGCCGAUGUAGCAGAGAUGAUUUACAAAACUUCCCUCCAUACUAGACUUCUUCAUCUUGAGGACGUGUAUGUGGGACUCUGUCUGCGGAAGCUUGGCAUCCACCCUUUCCAAAACAGCGGCUUUAAUCACUGGAAGAUGGCCUACAGCCUGUGUAGAUAUCGACGUGUUAUUACAGUACAUCAGAUAUCCCCUGAGGAAAUGCACAGGAUUUGGAAUGAUAUGUCAAGCAAGAAGCAUCUCAGAUGUUAGGACUUUUUUCAGAUGUAAAUACUUUGGUUCUUGUUAUAUGAGUAGAGAGCAAACAGACAAUGGGAUAUUCACUUCUAGGAGGGAAAAUCUUAAUAAUAUUUUGGUUGGCUGAUCUUCCCAGAUAUAACUUCUGGCUUACAGACUGCAGGUUCUAAUCAUAACGGUCUCGUUCACAUCAGUCAAACCAAACAAAAGAGACAUCUGUCUUGUCCAGUCUGUCAAGCAUAUGCAUAAGACGAGUGACAAGCAAAAGACAAAAAUUAAUUCCCAGUAGGUCUUCAAAAAGAAACCAUUCUCUAAGGCAAUGGUGGGCCAUUUGUUAUAAAGAAAAUUCAUCCUCACUGAAAUUAAUUUAAAAAUGCAAACUGAAAUGGUGCCAUGAAGGGCUUCUAUUCCAAAUUAGAUGACACUCUCUCAUCAAAGUCCAGUUGUCAGUAUACAGUUAUUGCUAGGACAGGAUUCAGAAUGCAUCUUGUGCAGAUUUCUGUCCAUGCAUCGUCCCUUCCAGUUACCUAACCAUUUUUCCCUGAAUUCAGAUGUGAGCAGCACCUGAAGUAAUAAGUGGGCCAUAGCUAAAAGCAAUCCAUUUAAAAACCACUAUUUUAUAAAUAGAAGCGUUCAGGUAUUUGAACACAUGUAGCCCUUUGGAUCCUCAUCUCCUCAUUUAAAAAUCCUAUUACCACGUAGCCAGAAGUAAGCCCUACUGAAAUCAACUGGACCCGCUUUGGUUAGAUGUAAAUAGUAUGACAAACCAGCAGCCCCUGGAACAGUGCCAGUGACCAAAGGGGAUGUCCAGUUCUCCCCAGUAAGAUGGGAGAGAAAUUGGCUUCAGAAUAGGAAACCUGAGGUUCGAUCCUUCCUACUGUAUGUUGUGCAGUAAAUAACAUCCAAGACCAGCUGAUCUGGCAUCAAAACUUUAAUGUUAGAAAGGUUUUAAAAAGGAGGUUAAAGAGAGUUUGGCCAUGGGGUGAAGCAAGGAACCAUAGAACCCCAACCCUUGACCAUGCCUCCAUCCUGUGGAAGAGGGAAUCUAAAAAUAUGUUGAUACAAACAUCUCUCUAUCCUUCUGCUUUGCCCGUCUGCUAGGAGCAGAGCAUGGAGAUCACAGACGGUUCAAAGUUAGUUAGGCUACCAUUCCUGAUCAGACUGUUCUGUCCAAAUUUAAAAUAUUCCCUAGAAUGUAACAAUGUUCAAUUUUAUUUAUUGUAACAAUCUUGCCAAAUGCAAGCUCCACUCCUUGCCACAUACAAACUAAGGUUCAAAAGGUAUUGGUAAUAAUGUCAUGUAGUGAUGAGGGGGGUAAGAUGCUACAAAAUGCAAAUCUUACGUGUGUAAAAAUGGGAAAAUUGCUAAAUGGUGUCACUUCCCUUUUAGCAAAUGAAAUAUUUGUUUUUAAUGUUGUUUACUAAUCAAAAAUCAACUGUGCCAUAUUAUUUGCAGGAACAGUGUUAAAAAUCAGUAUAAAUGCCACAUAACUAAGGAAGAAAUUAACAUUGCUAUGAUGUAAGCAAAAUGCUAAUAAACAGAAUCUGUAAUUACUGGGAUUCGAAGAUAAGAAAGUU